AGUUUGAAGCAUAAGCCAGGGGAUAUUGGCACAAUGCUCAAGUCCUACUUUCAUUGAUAAGUUAUUGGCAGAGUAUGAAGCAGCCAUGGUUCAUGCAAAUACAUGUAAUUCUACGGGUCGCUAACUCAGCCCACGACUUGUAAGAAUACGUGAAAAGAUCAAAACAGCAAAAUGUGUGCUCCGUGCUCAACAUUCGAUGCCACCAAUAGGGCCAGGUUCCAUUGAUUUUGGAUCGAUUUUGUUUUCUUUUGUUUGUUGUGGAAACGCAUUUGGAGCGGAACUGUCAGCGCCAUCUUGUUUUUUUAUGUGUGCAGUGAAGGGGGCUCGUUGACACUUCUCGUCACAACCCGAGAUUUGACGAGAUCUGUGACAGACUGAAGACCACGCCCAUAGGCACACUCACAGCCACGCCCACCUGCACUAUGUCCAUCUACCGACAACUGCGCCGAGGGCCCGUCACCGCCCGGGUGUCCAACCCUUACGGAAUGUACUCGGAGGAGAGGCGGUGCGACACCAUCUACGGUCGUCUGCGAGCUCGCAGGAGACGCCAGGAGGAAGGGGGGCCGCGUUGUUACCAUGACAACAGACGCAGACGGUGCCGUCCUCAUGAGAGGGAUCUUGAGUUUGAGAAGGAAAGAAUGAAAGAAGAAAACAGAGAGAAGAUAGAAAAACUGGAAAAGGAACUCAAGGAGGAAGUGGAAAAACGUCGUGUGGAGGCUGAGCUGCUGGAGAAGCUGAAGAAGGAGGUGCUACUGGUGGAGUCGGUGGAGCAACACGUGGCUGAGAACACGGAGGAUCACAGGACGGACCUCUACGACUGCACAGAGGACGACGAGGAUCCACAGCUCGUGGUCCGGAGAGGUCAAGAGUUCAAGCUGACCAUCACCUUCCAGAGGCCGUACGUUCCGGAGCAGGAUGACAUGCAGCUCAUAUUCAAAUUGGGUGAGGAGCCCAACACCAGAAAGGGGACCUACGCCGCGAUAAAACUUAGAGAGGAUGACAAUACAAAGUAUAUGGACCGCAAAAAGAAGAAGUGGGGUGCCCGCAUCCUCGAGAACAGCGGAAACUCCCUGAAAAUAGGCGUCUACGCACCGCCUAACACCAUCAUCGGCGAGUGGGAGUACACCAUCAGGACCAUCAAGGGGAAGAAGACGGAGGAGUAUGAGUUUGAAGGCACCAAUGACGUCAUCAUACUGCUCAACCCUUGGUGUGAUGAUGACCAGGUAUUCUACUCUGGAGACACAGACGACCUGAAGGAAUACAUCAACAACCAGGUCGGCACUGUCUUCAACGGGAGAAGCAGACGUAUCAGAUCCAGAUCCUGGAACUAUGGUCAGCUCAACGACGCUGAUGAUAAUGGAGUUUUGAGUGGACGAUGGGACGGAGAGUACGAUGAUGGUGUCAAGCCCACCACGUGGACAGGAAGUGCCACCAUUUUGAAAAAGUACUGGAAAAACAAGUGUCCUGUCAAGUACGGCCAAUGCUGGGUCUUUAGCCAUCUGCUUACCACUGGGGUAUACCAGUGUGGCCCGUCGCCCUUGCGAGCCAUCAAGGAGGGCGAUGUGGAGGUCGGGUACGACACAAAGUUCAUCUUUGCCGAGGUCAACGCGGAGUGCUGUGAUUGGACUGACGGUGACCCGCCCACUCUCGUAUCCAAGAAUACGCGCAGAGUCGGUAAAAACCUCAGCACCAAAGUUCCAGACGGUAAAGGCUACAAGAAGUACUGUGGUAGAGACGAGGGUGUGCGUCUGGAUGUGACUAACUUAUACAAGUAUGAUGAAGGGCAUCCAACUGGACGUUCUGGACGAAGACGAGACCGAGCCCCUGGUGGGAGAAGACGUGAAGGUCAAGGUCAAGGUCAGCAACACGUCCGGGGAGGAGCGGAGCGUGCGUCUGCGCGUGAGUGUACGGCCCACGUGCUACUGGGGCGGGCUUCGCGGGAAGGAGAAGAUUGCGAAGAAGCACUUCAGUGAGGAGAAAAUACCGGCGGGAGAGUGGUCCUGAUUGCAAGGUAUGCUGCGGGGAGGAGUUUGAAGUGAAACUGUCGUUUGAAAACCCUCUCAAAGACCGCUCGAUGACACAAUGCCAACUGCGACUCGAGGGAACCGUCAUUCCUGUUGAUCCAGACUUUGAAAACGAUGACUCGGUGUACAUGAAGCAGAUUGGAGACCUCCAGCCUGGCGAGCAGCGGACAGUCACGGUCAAGGUGAAGUCCACCGAGAGACCCCGGAAGUCACAGGAGCGCGAGUUGGAGGCAGGACUUGUCUCCAAAGAACUUCCGGACUUCGAGGGUUGUCUGCCCGUAGAGCUCGAUUAAGCCUUUGCGGCGCCAUAACUAACUUUCAUGUGAUACGUAUUCAUACUAGUUAUCCUUUUUUAUCUGUCAUUCCAUGUAAUGAUUUUUUAUCAUCUGCAUUCAGUUAAACUGUUACCCUAACAAUUAUUUUGUAGCAUCAGCCCGUCAUGGGCUUUAUUGGACGCAAUGCCUCAGAACAACAUAAUUAAUAACGAAAAUGUGGAACUUAACCCAUUCUUUUUUAAGAGUUCAAGAACAAAAUAAUACAUGUAUUAUCUCAAAAGAAAUUUUAUAUUCCCCUAAGAAAAGUGAUCCUCUAUUUUUGUAAUCAUUUGUGCGAUUAUCGAUUAUCAGUUUUGUUUCUAUUACUGGCAGUUUUAAUUACUUAACUUGUGUUUAGAAGCAGAUACGAAACUAAGGUGUCUGUCUACUAUCCUUGUUCUUCUGUUACAGGAGUCUUGACUAUUGUGCCAACAUGUUAUGGUGAUAUCUAGUUGUUUAUCAAGAUGUUAUUAUAUUAAAAUGCUCUCUCAAAGAGUAAUGUGUAGUCAAGUCAGCGAUAAAGAAAAUAUCCCCGUUCUUGUAAAAUCUAGUUCUUUUUUGCUCUUUUUGUAAGUUGUACCGUGUUUUUAUUUUUAACUCCGCUUGUGCCAUAUACGUCAUCCAUACAGGAAUUGACCAUAGUGCCUUUUGGUUUAGUUUAGACUAUUUUCCAAUUACAUUCUUUGAAUAUAGAUAGAAACUGCAUAAAUUUACAAGUCUCGCCAGGUGAUAGUGUUAUCUUGUUACAGUUUCUGCCUUUCAAGAUUUCAGACAGAACGUCAAAAUAAUUUCUACUACUUGAGGAUUCUUGGAAUCUUUUUUAAAAUCCAAACAAGGAGACAGUGCGCGGGGUUGAGAAACAGGACGACGUAUUAUUUGGACUUAUGAUGGCCACUGUCAGUAGACUUUUUCCCUCCUUGUGGCCAGUAUGUACUUCUAGCUGUGACCUUUUCUCCUUGUACAAUUUAUGUUAUGAGAAUUUUCUGUAAAGUCAGUUUUAAUUAUCCAUAGAAAAAUAAUGAUAUUUCAUACGACUGAGGAAUUUCAGAAAAAAAUGACUUCAGAAAUAAUUAUAUAAUGUAUGUGAUAACACUGGAAAGUAAGCCUUUUUUAAGUUGUAGUUCAUAUGCGUAAUCUUUCUACAAAGUUCUCACCAUGAAGCGCUGAAUCUAACUGUGAUAUUAAUAUUUUAAAAGCUCUUCUCGUGGCUGUGAACUGUCAAAAUAUUGCAAAAUUACACUUUAUAUAAGUCACAUUGUUGUACUGUUUUUACAGUGUUAGUAAAACACACUUCUUUUGAAUUA
Messenger RNA from Aplysia californica (California sea hare), 3642 nucleotides. RefSeq names its product annulin. NCBI's taxonomy places the organism in Eukaryota, Metazoa, Mollusca, Gastropoda, Aplysiida, Aplysiidae. Gene Ontology annotation, biological process: peptide cross-linking. Gene Ontology annotation, molecular function: protein-glutamine gamma-glutamyltransferase activity. The record is from RefSeq and is a predicted model, not a curated record.